CUGUGUCGAGCGGUGCGAGGCUCACGUCGCCAUUCUGGAUAUUUUGACGGGAAGGUCGGUCACGUGACGCGGCGCGGCGGCGGACGGCCGGGGGAGAGGCGCGCGGGGCGGGGGAGGGGGGGACGGAUCGAGGGGCGGCGGGAGGGGGGCGCCGGCAGUCGGCGGCUAGACUCCCCAGUAGCCGAGCCAUCCGUCUGCCGCGUCGACUGUGGAGAGUGGAGAGAGGAGAGCGGAGCAGCGAGCUCGCUGUACGGAACUCGCGGAGACGACACGGCCGAGGAGGAGAGCGCGGGCGGCGGCGGCGUGCGCGGCAGACAUGGCCGGGCCGCCGCGGGGAACACACGCGCCGUGCGCGCCGCGCCUCCCGGGACCGCGCUAGACGCCCGGCGGGCCGCGCCCGGCGACACCAUGGACGUGGUGACGCCGCACAUCACCUCCGUGCUGAGGACGUACCAGGCCAGCGCGCCGCGCAGCCUUCAGGGCCCGGGCGGGGCCGCUGGCGGGCCGGGGGGCGCACGCUCGGUCCCCGCGCCGCCGCCGCCGCCGCCGCCGCCCCGGGCCGCGCCACCCAUCCUGCUGGCCGCCGACCCGGUGCUGGGCGAGCGCGGGGAGACGGCCCUCGAGGGCGAGCCCAUAUCCUGCUUCAGCGUGGGCGGCGAGCGGCGCCUGUGCCUGCCGCAGAUCCUGACCUCGGUGCUGACGGACUUCACGCUGGAGCAGAUCAACAGGGUGUGCGACGAGCUGCAGAUCUACUGUUCGCGCUGCACGCCGGAGCAGCUGCACGAGCUCAAGUCGGAGGGCGUGCUGCCUCGCUCGGCGCCCUCGUGCGGCCUCAUAACGCAGACGGACGCCGAGCGGCUGUGCGCGGCGCUGCUGCACGCGCCGGCCGCCGCCUCCCGCCGCCUGGGGGGCUUCCGCGUGUACCACGAGUGUUUCGGGGGCGCGAGCGGCGUGUGCUCGCCGGAGCUGGGGCUGGUGCAGUGCGCGGAGUGUCGCGGAGUGUUCGCGCCGCGCCGCUUCGUGUGUCACUCGCACGGCACGGAGCACCGCACGUGUCACUGGGGCUUCGACUCGUCCCGCUGGAGACGGUUCGUGCUGGUGUCGGAGGAGGAGCGGGACAAGGAGGAGUGCGGCGCGCUGCUGGACGACCUGGCCGCCAGGGAGCCCGCCGCGCAACACACACACGCCGCCGUCAAGCAGCACGCGCCGCUCAAGAGGAAACAGGUGGUGGAGACGAUAGUAUGCAAGACGGAGCCUCCCGAGUCGCCUCCAAAGAAGACGCGAGGCGAGGAGUACAGCUACGCGAUAUACUUGGACCCCUACGCUCACUUGCGGUACCGGCCUUCCUUCAGGCCGUGGGGCAAGCGGGAGCCCGAGCUGCAGCACCCCGAGCGGGUUGUCCGCGUCGCUGACUGCGGACGAUUCGAGCACGACUUCCAGCCGAAUGUCGCGCUGAAACCGCUCACUCCGCCUGUAGAUGACGUCACAUCCUCUACGUCACCUCCGCCCUCAGAACUCACCGCGCGUCUACUCGACGCUGAGGCCAGGCUGGCGGAGAGAGAGAGGCAACUGGACGACCGGGAGGCGGAACUCGCGAGACGAGAGCUACGACUACAGGAAAGAGAGAGGGAGAUAGAUAGAAGAGAGAGGGAGAUGCAAGAUAAUCACAAGCCCUCGGAGCCUUGUUGA
This is a messenger RNA of Danaus chrysippus (African queen), 1689 nucleotides long. NCBI's taxonomy places the organism in Eukaryota, Metazoa, Arthropoda, Insecta, Lepidoptera, Nymphalidae. The record is from the annotation of a GenBank genome assembly.